Messenger RNA from Dendroctonus ponderosae (mountain pine beetle), 1369 nucleotides. RefSeq names its product aromatic-L-amino-acid decarboxylase. Gene Ontology annotation, biological process: amino acid metabolic process; catecholamine metabolic process. Lineage: Eukaryota; Metazoa; Arthropoda; Insecta; Coleoptera; Curculionidae. The record is from RefSeq and is a predicted model, not a curated record. Gene Ontology annotation, molecular function: pyridoxal phosphate binding; aromatic-L-amino-acid decarboxylase activity.
UCCAGUUCUGCCUAGUGUGGCUCCUGGUUAUUUGAGUCGCGCUCUGCCAAAGUGCGCCCCAGAAAAAGGAGAACACUGGAACCACAUAAUGGAAGAUCUGGAUAGAAAUAUAAUACCUGGAUUAACACACUGGCACUCUCCGUAUUUUCACGCCUUUUUUCCAACUGGACAAUCCUACCCAGCUAUAAUUGGAGAACUUUUCAUGGCUGGCAUCGGAGCCGUUGCAACAAAAUGGGAUUCUAGUCCUGCAGUUGUAGAACUGGAAGUAAUAGUGAUGGAUUGGCUUGCAAAAAUAUUGGGAUUACCGGAGGAAUUUCUCAAUUGUUCUGAGGGUCCUGGUGGAGGUCUCAUACAGAAUGCUGCAAGUGAAUCAACGUUGGUGGGAAUUCUGUCAGCAAGCCACAAAAAAAUUCAACAGUUCCGAAUUGAGAAUCCUCUAAUGGACGAAUGGGAAAUUAGAGGCAAAUUAGUAGCGUACACCUCCAAGGAGUCAAAUUCAUCGGUUGAGAAAGCUGGUCUAAUAGCUUCAGUGAAAAUGAGGUUGUUGCCAACAGAUCAAAAUGGGAGCUUGAGGGGAUCCGUCUUAGAAGAAGCCAUCAGGAGUGAUAAAAUAAACGGUUUAGUACCGUUUUGCGUGGUGGCAUCUUUAGGGACUACUGGAGUGUGUUCAAUGGACAACAUUGCAGAACUCGGAAAGAUAUGCGAGAGCGAGAAAAUGUGGUUGCACAUUGAUGCUGCGUAUGCUGGCACAGCAUUAUCUUGUCCGGAAUACAGACAUCUGAUCAAUGGAAUAGAACACGUGGAUUCGUUCAACUUUAACCCACAUAAAUGGAUGUUGACCAAUGGAGAUUGCUCGGCAUUGUGGUUUAGAAACACAACAUAUGUUGAGUUAGCUUUUAAGACCAAAGCUGCGCUAAGCGUUCCGCAGUUCAAGCCAGAAUUAGAACAUAGGCAAAUUCCAGAUGUAAGAAGAUUUAGAGCUCUGAAGUUAUGGUUUGUGAUCAGGAUAUACGGAGUAGAAGGCAUCCAACAGCACGUGCGUCGCCACAUAGCUUUGGCUAACUAUAUGGAGGAGCUGGUCAGUGGCGACUCAAGAUUCUCGGUUGUUGUAUCAAACUUAGGUGUGGUGUGCUUCCGAUUACUUGAAGACGAAUCUGUUACGCAACUGAUUUUAGAGCGCAUAGCUAUGAAAAAAUGCAUUUAUAUUAUGCCUUACUACUACAAAAAGCAGCUAUUAUUUAGGUUUGUAGUGUGUAGCAGAUUCUCAACUCGAGCGGAUAUUCAAAAAUCGUGGGACGAAAUCGUGAAUGCAACGAAUGAGGUCCUAAUAACUAUUGCAAAUAGUAAAGACCCAGUUUCAACUGUGUAA